This is a messenger RNA of Pyrus x bretschneideri (Chinese white pear), 1875 nucleotides long. RefSeq names its product heat shock cognate 70 kDa protein-like. The record is from RefSeq and is a predicted model, not a curated record. Gene Ontology annotation, biological process: protein refolding; cellular response to unfolded protein. NCBI's taxonomy places the organism in Eukaryota, Viridiplantae, Streptophyta, Magnoliopsida, Rosales, Rosaceae. The coding region runs from base 45 to 1757 and encodes 570 amino acids. The transcript is spliced from 2 exons. Gene Ontology annotation, cellular component: cytoplasm. Gene Ontology annotation, molecular function: ATP-dependent protein folding chaperone; ATP binding; ATP hydrolysis activity.
CAAAAAGUGUCCAAAAGAAAAAGGAUAACCUCUCAGACCGCUCUAUGUUCCCCAUAAUAUCUUCUACUUUCAAGCAUAUAUAUUAUCUUGAUCUUCUUUCUCUGCUUCCAUUCAUUUCUCUUCUUAGUACUAUUCUUCUUCCAGUUUCUCAACUUAGAAUGGCGGGAAAAGACGAAGCUGCAGGUCAUGCAAUCGGGAUCGACCUGGGGACAACCUACUCGUGUGUGGCGGUGUGGCGGUAUGAUCAUGUAGAAAUCAUAGUGAACGAUCAGGGCAACAGGACGACUCCAUCUUAUGUUGCUUUCACCAAUACUGAGCGAUUGAUAGGUGAUGGUGCAUUCAACCAGGUCAUAAAAAACCCAACCAACACCAUCUUCGACGCGAAAAGGAUAAUCGGUAGGAGGUUCACAGAUGAAUGUGUUCAAAACGAUAUAAAGCAUUGGCCUUUUAAGGUCAUUGGAGGUCCUUCUGACAAGCCAAUGAUUGUCGUCGCAUACAAGGGUGUAGAGAAACAAUUUGCUGCUGAAGAAAUCUCAUCUAUGAUUCUUGUGAAAAUGCGGGAGAUUGCUGAGGCUUACCUUGGUUCAACUGUGAAAAAUUCAGUUAUCACAGUCCCUGCUUACUUUACCGACUCACAGCGACAGGCUACGAAAGAGGCAGGUGCUAGUGCUGGCCUAAAUGUGAUGCGCAUCAUCAAUGAGCCAACUGCUGCAGCCAUUGCUUAUGGGCUUGACUGGAAGGCCGGUUGGUAUAGCAAGAGAAAUGUGAUGAUAUUUGAUUUGGGGGGGGGAACCUUGGAUGUUUCGCUACUUACCAUAGCUGACAGUGUCUUUGAAGUGAAGGCCACCGCUGGAGACACUCAUCUUGGAGGUGAAGAUUUCGAUAACAGAAUGGUCAACCACUGUGCUGAGCAAUUCAAGAGGAAGUAUAACGUGGACGUUGGUGGAAACUUCAAGGCUCUUAGGAGGUUAAAAAAUGCAUGUGAGAAGGCAAAGAGGAGGCUUUCAUUUAUGUCCGAGACUGACAUUGACAUUGACUGUUUGCAUCAGGGUGUUGAUUUUUGUUUAACUAUUACCCGUGCUAAAUUUGAGCAACUCAACAUGGAUUUCUUCAGCAAGUGCAUGGAGCCUGUGAAGAAGUGUCUGGAAGAUGCUAACAUGGACAUAAGCAGCGUCCAUGAUGUUGUUCUUGCUGGUGGCUCUUCUAGAAUUCCCAAGGUGCAGCAGCUUUUGCAGGACGUUUUCAAGGGAAAGGAGCUUUGCAAGGGCAUCAAUCCGGAUGAGGCAGUGGCCUAUGGUGCCGCUGUUCAAGCUACUGUCUUGAGUGGUGGCAAUCUAACUGGAAAGCUUGGGGACUUCGCACUGGUGGAUGUCACCCCUCUCUCACUUGGGGUGGAGGCUUAUUGUGAACUUCAAGAAGAUAUCAUGAUGUCAGUUGUGAUUCCAAGAAACACUAGAAUACCUGUCAAAAUAAUCAAAAAAGGUUUUUCUACGCGCUUUGACAACCAACAGAAUGUUAGGUGUCCCGUUUAUGAGGGUGAGAGUAGAAUGGCAAGAGAUAAUAACCAUUUGGGAGAAUUUGAACUCAAUGACAUUCCUCCAGCUCCCAGGCAUGUUCCUAAAUUUGAUGUUUGCUUUGAGAUUGAUGAAAAUGGCAUCCUGCAUGUCUCUGCUGAGGAUACGUCCACCGGCCAAAAGAAGGGUCUCACAUUCAACUGUGACAGAAGAACUUGUGAAGGAAUCGAGGCAGUGAUUUAAAAGUCAGUUGACUUUAAUUAGGACUGGUCUUUACUUGAAUUAUGGCUAAAUCAGACAUGAAUAGAACAUUGGAUUCCAGGGGAAACAUAAUUUCUAUGACGAUGUUCUCUAUUUACUC